This is a messenger RNA of Phytophthora nicotianae INRA-310, 147 nucleotides long. RefSeq lists its product as hypothetical. NCBI's taxonomy places the organism in Eukaryota, Oomycota, Peronosporomycetes, Peronosporales, Peronosporaceae. The record is from RefSeq and is a predicted model, not a curated record. The transcript has a single exon. The coding region runs from base 1 to 147 and encodes 48 amino acids.
AUGUCGGACUCCGACUCGGAGGUACACAACGAGGUGUCUAUAAGCAUUCACAAGCGUCUUUGCGAGCUGUGUGAGCUGAUCGCUCUGAGCAACACAGCGCAAAAGCAGCUCAAACGCCGGGAUUGUCGAGUCGACGGGCAGCAAUGA